CCGCGACCCCGAGUCCACAGGCUUGGGGCGCCCAUUCGGCCGCGAUCGGUGCGGGCCGCGAGCUGCAGAUGGGAGCCCGGGGCGCCGAAGAUGCGGGCGGAUGGGCGGAGACGCCGGCCCCUGAGCUUUUCCGGGAUGCCGCCUUCCCAGCCUCGAACGCCUCUCUCUUCUUCAACUUCUCCACGCCGCUGGCCCAGUUUCAGGAGGACUUCACGUGGCGGCGGCCCCAGGUGGGCCGGGUGGGCGCGGGCAGCCGGUGCCAGGCCAGGGUGCGGGUGGUUGUGAGGAUGCUCCUGUGCUCCGACCCACAGCGACUGGGAACGAGCCAGGGGGCCUGCGCAGCGCGAUUGGGGGAAAGGCAGCAAGUGGAGACCGUGCGCCCUGCUCAGUCUGGGGUCAUCUGGGGCCCUUCCUGCAGUGAUCCGUCUGAUCCUCACACAGGAGCCCAGGAGCUGGGGGAGUUCCACGCCUUCAUUAUCUCGGACCUCCGGGAGCUCGAUUCCCGUGCUGGCCAGGGCGUCCUGCUGCUCCGCAUCCACAAUCCCUGGGGCCGGCCGUGCUGGCGGGGGCGCUGGAGAGAGGGAGGUGAGGGGUGGAGCCUAGUCGAGGCGGCAGAGGCGACAGCACUCCUGUCCCAGCUGCAGGAAGGGGAGUUCUGGGUGGACGAGGAGGAAUUCCUUCUUGAGUUUGAUGAGCUCACCAUCGGCUUCCCGGUCUCAGAGGAUGGCCACCUGCAGAGCCUUCACUCAGGAAAGGCGCUGCCCCACACUCAGGUGCUGUCUGGGGCCUGGGUCAGAGGGCAGUCGGCUGGAGGGUGCCGAAACAACAGCAGCUUCCCCAGCAACCCCAAGUUCUGGGUGCGGGUCUGGGAGCCGAGCGAAGUGUGCCUGGCUGUCCUGCAGAGGCCCAGGGCCAGCACGGCUGACCGGGCGGGCCGGGCAGGGGACAACCAUGCCACACAGGGCCCAGCCAGCCUCCCGGGCAGGGACCUCCAGGCCGUGGGCCUACACGUGUGGAAGGUCGAGAAGCGGCGGGUCAGCCUGCCCCGAGUCCUGUCGGCGCCCCCCGCGGCCGGCACGCCCUGCCACGCGUAUGACCGGGAGGUCCACCUCUGCUGCGAACUCUCCCCGGGAUACUACCUGGCCGUGCCCAGCACCUUCCUCAAGGACGUAUCGGGCCAGUUCCUGCUGCGUGCCUUCUCCUCCGGGAGGGUCUCCCUCAGCGCCAUCAAGCUGGCUUCCAGGAGCCCAGCCCCCGGGGGUGCCCUCCCUGCGGGGGAGUGGGAGACUGUGCUGCUGCAGGGCUGCUGGCAGACCGGGCAGACGGCGGGUGGCAGCAGGAACUUUGCCUCCUACCCCAGCAACCCUUGCCUCCCCUUCUCGGUGCCCACGGGCGGGGGCACCCGCUGCGUCCGCAUCACGCUGCGCCAGCACUGCCAGGACGGCGCCUGCCACCCCAUCGGCUUCCACGUCUUCCAGGUUCCUGGGGGCGGUGGGAGCCAGGACGAGCCCUCCCCACUGUGUCAGGAGCCGCUGUCCAGCUGUGUGCCUCACCGCCACGCCCUGGAGGUGAGCCAGCUGUGCCGCCUGCCUGCGGGCACCUAUGGGGUCGUGCCUUCUACCUACCUGCCCAACACAGAGGCAGCCUUCACCGUCACCAUAGCGACCAGGAUAGACAGGCGGUCCCUCCAGAGUCGAGAGAGGCUGGGCCAGCUCCUUCAGGAGGCCUCCUUCACGGCCUUAAUGAAGACCUGACAAGGUGACCCCGUGUCUGCUCAAGUGACCAGGCUGCUGCCCACCCUCUGCUGGGCCCAGGGUACCUGCACACAGUGUCCCCGCCUCAGCUCUGCGGGGUCUGCCGACGGUGUGAAGGAUGCACCACCGUGGAGAGCAGCGAAGGGCCCCAGGGCACGGGAGGAGGAAACCGCCACGGCUGCCCAGAAGGCCUUGGGGUGGAGCAGGGCCUGAGAGAGGCAAGAACCUCAGCGCGGAGCCCCUGGGCCCAGACAGGAGCUUCACCACGUCCCAGCUGACCAUCUCGUUGACCAGAGAGAGGCCUUAUGCCAGGCAAGAGUGUUUGGCAACAAAUCUUGUCUUAACUUUUAAAUCAAAGCCUGUUGCCGUUGAGUCGAUUCCGACUCAUAGUGAUCCUUUAGAACAGAGUAGAACUGCCCCACGGGGUUUCCAAGGAGCAGCUGGUGGAUUCAAACUGCCCACCGUUUGGUUAGCAGCCAAGCUCUUAACCAUUAUGCCACCAGGGGAAGUGUUUUUAAGAGGUAAUUUUAUAAAUAAAGAAGCGGACACCAGGCCGUUCACAGAUUGCUCUUGUCUCAGAGCAGCCCCAGGGUUGUCAGCUGUCCAUAAGCCGGCCGUUGGGGGACAGAAGGGCCUCGCAGCUCCAGC
Trichechus manatus latirostris (Florida manatee) is the source of this 2402-nucleotide messenger RNA. It is a transcript of the gene CAPN10, whose product is annotated as calpain 10. Gene Ontology annotation, molecular function: calcium-dependent cysteine-type endopeptidase activity. The record is from RefSeq and is a predicted model, not a curated record. Bases 69 to 1754 code for a protein of 561 amino acids. The transcript has 9 exons. Lineage: Eukaryota; Metazoa; Chordata; Mammalia; Sirenia; Trichechidae. Gene Ontology annotation, cellular component: cytoplasm. Gene Ontology annotation, biological process: proteolysis.